AUGAAUCAUCUGUUACUACAAACGUUGAAUAAGGACGUUUCCUCACCACUUGCGAAACACCAAACAAUGAUGCCUAUUCAACAACAAGGCAGAUCUAACGUUGGUCCAAACUCUAAUAUGGCUUUUCUGAUAGCAGAUCCAGUGGUUAGGGACGCUAGAAUCAGGCUAGAUAGUAAAAAAUUAUUCUUUGACGACCUUAUGUUUUAUCCUGAGAACAAACCUGCUUGGUCAGUGAUUGUAAACAACAAUAGUACGAGUGGUUAUGCCCCUGCUGUCAUGCAUUCAUACGGACUCACUACCUAUAAUCAAAGAGUAUCUCAGCACACUAAUCUCUCUGUAGGAAUGGGCCUCAGUGACACAAAUUCAAAUGCGAUGACAGGACCGGCUCCUUUACAUAACCUUCACUCACGUACAGGACAGACCUAUGGGAACAUCGAGCAGUAUAAGCAAAGUCGGACGGAUGUUAACCCAUACUUAGUAUCAGGCAAUGCCCAUCAAUCAUAUGUCGUUAAUGAUAAUACCAAUCCGCAAAAUUAUUAUACAAGAGGAUCUAAAGGUCAAGGUAACAACAACAAUAAUAACGUUUUCAAUGCAGGAAACACUAAUAAGUGGUGA
This is a messenger RNA of Kluyveromyces marxianus DMKU3-1042, 615 nucleotides long. RefSeq lists its product as uncharacterized. NCBI's taxonomy places the organism in Eukaryota, Fungi, Ascomycota, Saccharomycetes, Saccharomycetales, Saccharomycetaceae. The record is from RefSeq and is a predicted model, not a curated record. The transcript has a single exon. Bases 1 to 615 code for a protein of 204 amino acids.